Ascoidea rubescens DSM 1968 is the source of this 873-nucleotide messenger RNA. It is a transcript of the gene LOT5, whose product is annotated as Lot5p. The record is from RefSeq and is a predicted model, not a curated record. The transcript has a single exon. The coding region runs from base 1 to 873 and encodes 290 amino acids. NCBI's taxonomy places the organism in Eukaryota, Fungi, Ascomycota, Saccharomycetes, Ascoideales, Ascoideaceae. Gene Ontology annotation, biological process: mRNA cis splicing, via spliceosome. Gene Ontology annotation, cellular component: cytosol; spliceosomal complex.
AUGGAUAAAAGUAGGAAAUCAGGGGAAAUAUUGGUGAAACCCUCUAUUGAGAAUAUAGAUCCCUUUAAGACCUACCAAUUUCAAACACCAAAAUUCUAUUCAUUACAAGAAAACCCUAUUUUAUAUGGUGGUAGUAGAGACUGGAUAUUGAAUAUCAACACAUUUCAAGAAAAGAGCAUUAAAUGCGAUUUAUUCGUAUUGCACACUUCAUUCAUAAUAUGGUUCAACGAUCUAAACAAAGGUCUCGAGUUGAUUUAUCAGGAUAUCAUAUUACAUGCAGUUCAAGGGACUUCAAGUUUAUAUUUACAAAUCGAAUUUAAUAACGAAAUAAAAUCGUUGUUAGAACAUUUGGACAUUCUAAUUACAAAUGAAAAUGAUUAUGAAUACAAUUUUGUUGAGUUCAAUUUUACAACAAGCCAUGAUAAACAGAAAGAUAGUAGCAUCAAAGAGGACCUAUUUACAAUAACAAAUUUCGAUGAAGAUGUGAUCAAUAAUCCUGUUCAAAGUGUUUAUAACGCUUUGUCCAAGUGCACAGCAUUUCACGGAGAUCCAACAGAAGAUUCUGACUGUGAUUUUAUGGAACAAGAUGAAAUAGAUAACGAUGUGGAUAUCGCUGGACCUUCAUUGGAUCAGUUGAAAUACAGUCUCAAGAACUAUGGCCAAGCAGACGAUAUCGACGACAUUGAAGACAUUGAUGAUAUUGCUGAAAUUUUUGAUAACAACGAUAACAAUACACACCAAAACAUGUUCAAAUCUGCCUUGGAUGUGGAAAUCAACAGUGGCUGUGAAAAUGCGAAAAUAAGACCCAGGAACAGCGAACUGCAAUUGGAUAACGUCAAAAAGGCUAAAAUUGUGGAAAACGGCAAGAAAUAA